Annulohypoxylon truncatum is the source of this 2404-nucleotide messenger RNA. Its product is annotated as UV radiation resistance protein and autophagy-related subunit 14-domain-containing protein. Gene Ontology annotation, cellular component: lytic vacuole; endosome. Bases 234 to 1925 code for a protein of 563 amino acids. Lineage: Eukaryota; Fungi; Ascomycota; Sordariomycetes; Xylariales; Hypoxylaceae. Gene Ontology annotation, molecular function: SNARE binding. The record is from RefSeq and is a predicted model, not a curated record. Gene Ontology annotation, biological process: SNARE complex assembly. The transcript has 2 exons.
CUUCUUCCUUCACAUUCACCGAUCACCUUGCUUAUUGCACAUUUCGCCUCCAUACUGCUAACAAUUAUAUAACCCUGUCCCCAUAACGAAAUGUGCUUUUUUCACCGUGCCAAUGUAACAGAAACCCCUCGAGUGCCCGGUUUCUACCCGUAGGAACGCGGCUUUUUGUUCCUUUACCAGGCACCCAGCCUUGCCAGAUUCACACCAAUUCUAUCACGAUCUCGUCGCCCACGAUGAAUUGCGACAUUUGCCAGAGGGCGCAUCACCCUAACAGGCUGCCCUUCUUCUGUACAGUCGAUGCGAGAAACAAGCUCUACGAUGGACGACUAGCGAAUGCUGAGAUCCUUAUGAAAACCGAGGAGCUCGAGUCUCGAAUGACUAAGCUGUUGUCUGACGCCGAUGUAAGCUCGGACGCUCCAGCCCGCCGGUCUCGAACCUACAUCGAGAACUGUGCCUCGGAAGAAUACCAGGCGAAAGAGAGAACAGACAGAAUAAUAGCAGCGGCAGACAAGCUCCGCGACGAGGUUGCCGCGGCGAAGAAGGAAAUUGAAGAGCGUAAAGCGAGCAUGGCGCGCAAGAGAUCCGACCUCGCCACCGCUUCGCAGGGCAUUACCGCACGACGAACACGACAGUUAGAAGAGCCGAUCAAGGCCGCCAAGAUGAUUAGGUAUACUUGGGACCGAGAAUACGAGGCUAUGACGCAGUACAGGGCUGCGUUGUGUAUGGAGGUUGCCAAGCUUUACAGGCUGCAACGUAUCAAACGUGGGAAUCCCGUGCGGUUUGAAUACAAGAUUGGCGGCAUUGACAUUGUUGACUUGUGUAACAUGAACAGCGCACAACCCGAACUUAUAUCUGCGUCUCUCGCACAUAUCACACAUCUGCUCUGGCUAACUUCACAUUACCUUUCCAUCCGCCUUCCAGCAGAAAUCACCCUCCCACACAACGACUACCCCCGUCCAACCAUCUUCUCACUCACAUCAUCCUACCACCACGGAGACGUCGCCUUCCCGGGAACCUCCCUCUUACCUCCCGAUCCACGUGACCGGCAGUUCGCCCACGUGCCUCACCCACGCCCCCUAUUCCUCGACAAACCUUUAUCUACCCUCGCCAAAGAGGACUCUGCCGCCUACAACACCUUCCUCGAGGGGGUCAUUCUCCUAGCCUACGACAUCGUCUGGCUCUGCCGGACGCAAGGCGUCCCCGUCGGCGACAACAGCAACCAGCUCGAGGACUUCUCGCAGAUCGGCCGGAACCUGUAUAAUCUCCUCAUCAACUCCUCGUUACAGCGCAAUCCGCAGCAAAUCGCCGACGCCCCGCCCUCGCAAACCGCGAGCCACAGCAACAACAGCCGCAGCGGCGGUAGCGGUCUUCACGGCAGCAACAGCAACGGCAACAGCGCCGGCGACGACGAAGGUAGCAACGGCAGCACGGCGGCGGAGCUCGGCAAGGCCGGGCCGCGCAUGGGCCUGUACUCGCACGGCACGGCGCACACGUACCUCGGCGGCGCCGCGGGCACGGAACUAACGCGCGGCUUCAAGAUGCCGAACGUGAUGAAGAUGGCGGACCGCCUGCGCGCGCGCCUGCUCCGCGAGACGACGCCGGCGCCCGAGUGGGAGCUGCUCGAGGACGACGCGUGGACGCCGGACGACGCGCUCGACGACGGCGUGCUCGUCGGCGGCGGCGCCGCGCCCGCCGGGUCCGGGGCCAGGGGUGGCCAGCUCGGCGUUCCCGGGCACAGGUUUGGGAUCGAGAGUUAUAUGAGUGUUAAUACGGUUAAGAGCGGGAGUAGUGGCGAUCAUGUUCCGAGUUCGAGGGUGCCGCCGCAUGGGAGUGGGGCUGCGGUGGCGGGGAGGGAUCGCGAGAAGGGUGGUGAGAGGGAGAGGGAGAGGGGGACGAGUGGGUGGACGAAGAUUAAGCCGAGGUAGAUGUAUUAUUCGGGUUGGUUGUGUAAUAGGAACCUAGGUACGGUAGGGUAGGAUAGGUUGGAGUGGGGUACAUUAUGUAGGACUAGGACUGGGACUGGGACUAGGUUAGACCGAGUGUGUUGAAUAGAAGAUACCCGUUGUCUAUUCACUUUGGAUUCCCUGUAUUGGUUCUGACUGGCUUUAGCUGGGCGUGUUCGAAAGAAGCUUUUAUUUGUGGGCGAGUGAUGGUGGCGAGGAGAUUAGGGGAGAGUAGUAGGACAUGGCCUACAUACUCGUAAAUAGGAACCUAGGUAUGUAUAUUGAACUCUAUGCAUUUUGAUCUAUCGCUCUAACUCGACAUCUGUAUUCACAUUCGUAUCUCAAGCUCCUUAGAUUUAUUGCCCUUAUCCAAGUGUUAUUGGAAAUCUGGAAGAUGCGUGGAAUUACCUAACGCGGACCGCCUGCUAGACUUUACCCAAUAAUACUUUUCAUGUCUGAUA